AUGGAUUUGGGCAACGAGCUGCAAGAUUUUUUCCAAACUUGCAGAAGCCACGUCCAGAAUGCCAGAGCUACCCGACUGCAUAGCAGAGUGAUUCUGAUACAGAGGGCAGUGUGGACAAAUUUGCGCGACAAGAUGUGGACCCUUUUGGGCAGUUUUCAUUCGCAAAGCAACAGACACGUCCCUUGGAUGAUCUCUCUGCAAGACGGGUUGCGUGUGGCUACUCGUGCUGUGACCUGGGUUCUGGACACUGUCGUGCCUCAUUCACCCGAAUCUGCCACAGACAGUGUGCCAGAGCCUGUACUGCGUCUUGGGCUUGCAAAUCCUGGCGUCCAGGGCUGCUCGGACAUUGCUGGUUCACGAGUUCGUUGGGAUCCAUUGAUAAAUGAGGAGUGGGGUUUGAAGUCAGCAGUCAGUGCCUUGGCCCUUGAUGCUGUCGGCCUGUCUGCGCCUCGAUUGCCUGAUGCAGUCGUUGCUCCCCGGAGGCUUGGUAUGCAUAUCUUCAGCAAGGGUGGUCGCAGCUAUGCAAGCACUGCCGUUCUCAGGAGCGAGCGUGUUAUGUUCACUUCUACCGUUCGCAGCGACGUGGGCAGUGACAGACGCAUCUGGGUUGAUUUUCAACUUGGCAAUGAUUCGGUUUUGCACUGGGUAAUUCUCACCAUGCCGACCUCUGCCAACGAUAGAGAUUCGGAUUGGGUUGCGGAGCUACAAGGUGACAUGAACGUUCAACCUGACGAGCUAGGCGGGGGCAGGGAGCCUUCCAGAAAGCGACAAGUUGCAUGGGAGAAGUCCUUGGGACCAGCUGGGCCAGCUUUUCCAGGGAAGUGGCAUGACGCGACGAAGUGGGCUGCAGCUCUUCGGCCUGCAGAGCCUGUCCUGCAAAGCCUCAGCAGCAUUGCCCAUUUGGCAGCAGAUGAGCUUUGUCUUCCAACUUGCUCGCUGGCUUCACGCAAGAAGCACGUGUGGGGCAUUGAGGCUGCUGCUGCACUUACAAACACUAUCGGUGGGCUAGUUCGGGAUGUUUGGUUAAGGGCAGGACCUGGUACUACAUCUCGAGAGAUGGUAGCGCGCCCUAAUCUGGCAGAAGCUGUUCUGCACGAGCUUUCUGACGACACCAAUUCUUUGAUAGCACAGGUUUCCAAAGAAACUGACUGUGCUGCGCUGCUAAACUCUUGUUUUAAGCUUCUUCGUGACCCUGUUCCUCAACCUCUCCCUCGGCUGCACAGUGGCCCACGCAUCCUUUCCGAAGCAGAAUCUAACCAAGAGUGGGUUAAAGCGCUUCGCUCUCAGUGCUCGUGGCCAGAAGCGUUUGAUGAACAACUUCACCUUCAAACAGUGGCUCGUUGCCAACAACUUUGCGCAGCUGCCUUGCGACAGCCUUCCGGUGACUCCAAAGACUUCUCCGUUACUGAGCGCGAAGUGGUUGACAUCAGAAAUGCUUGGUCAACAUCGAAGGGCAUGCCUCCUGACCUCCUCCCCCGUGCCCUCUUCAUGGCCAACUCUGUAGGCUGGAACUCUGUGGUGUGGGCCUUACAGCGAUGGACGGGACCGGGAGGUGCAGCUUUCCGCCCCUCACUGUGGCGCCAAGCGGCACUUUGCCCUGUUCACAAAGCUGGGCCUGCAUGCCUUGCUUCCAGCUUCAGACUCAUCUUUGUGAAGGUGCAACUUGGGCUUAUGCAGGAGGCACUCCUUACACAACGCUGGCUGACUGCAACUCGUCGGUUCAUCCAACCUUGCCAAAGCGGGUACAUCCGUGGUGUCGAUGAUGCCCAUCUCCUUCUACACGAAGUAAGUGCCGAAGCUUUGCAUCAACAUCGGCCUCUUUGGUUUGUUUUGGGGGACUUCCAAAAAGCCUUCCCUCGAGUCUGUCGCCAUGACUUGCUCUGUGCCUUAGCUGAUGGGCCACACGUAAAUGGCCACUGCUUGGGCCUCUUAGGUGACAUCUUGAAGGAGGACCACGUUGUUGUUUGGUACAGCGGCUUCAGCGAUACUAUCAUAACUAGCGGUAUUCCAGAGGGAGGCUGCAUCGGACCCUUUGGCUAUCCAGUUUUCUUAGACUCUCUGGUUCGCGAAAUCCUGGCGGAAGGUGGCGGUCUCGGCGUUGGUUGGCACAUUCCGCCGGUGUGGCAGGGACGUGUCUGGUCUGGUCAUGGUAACCAUAAUCCUGCUCUUGUUUCCAUGCUCAAGGGCGUCCUUCAGCAUGGGGACAGUGCCCUUCUGCCAUCAAUUGCCCUCUUAGAUGACGACCCGGAUCUUGAGGCCUCUGCUCUCCAGGCAUUGAACGAUUCUGCCCCUUGGAGAAUUGCAGCAAUUUUGCACGCAGACGAUCCGGUGCUUCUUGGCUGCAGCAGGGGAGCCCUUCAACAGAGUUUAAACCUGCUCGCGCGCUGGGCUUUCCGUCAUAAAGCUGCUUUCCACGUCGGCGAGAAGAAGACUGUAACGAUGGUUACAGGCAAAAGCGCGGAGGAACUCCAGGCUACUGAGCCUUUAGUGCUUCCAGGACUGGGAAUUCAACCUGAUCGGACCUUGGGUUUCAAGAGUAGCCACAAGUGGCUCGGCAUCCUUUGGCCCGCGAACCUCGAGUUCGAUUCGGCCCUGAAGGUACGGGUUGCCAUUGCUCAGAAAUCCUUCGCCCUCUUGGUAGGGUUAGCUCAGCGUGAUAUUCUUCCAUUGCAUCUCAUCUGCUCCAUUUUCUGGGCGAGGGUUUUUGCUUCUCUUUCUGUUGGCCUCUGGCUCAAUGGAACCGCAGAUUCAGCGAAUGAAAUUUUGGACGACCUUUUGGUCUCCUGGGCAAGACAGCUGUUGGGAGCCUCUUGUUGGCACAAUGCUUCGCUCCUCCUUUCCGAAUUAGGCUGGGAUAUCUCCGGCCAUCUUCUUGCCGUAAUGGCCGCGGCCAUGCGCAGGGCCCGCCUGUGGACCUUGCCUACCGAGGAUCUCUACGCUCAAGUUUUUCGGCUUGCUCAUGCAUGGCCGAACUCUUGGGCCUCUCGAAGCUCGGCAUUUUUAUCAAAGUUUGGCAUUCUAGAUUUCCCGGCCUGGAAUCAGGGAGGUAACUUACAGCAGUACCGCCUGUACGUUCGACAACGCUGUCGUGAUCUGGGGCUACCAAGCUGGAGGGAAGUGGCGCAGCGUCACGCCAGACUGCCUUUGUACCUAGAAGUGCAGCCUCAACACAGCAACCUCCUGCAUCUUGUUCCUAACCUGGUGCUGGGGUGGGAGGACAGACAGGCGGUUCGAUCGUUUUGCAGGUUGCGUGCUGGCAUCAUUCGCCUUACGCAUGUGGAUGGCCGUUUGAGCCGGGCCAGCAUUCAGAACUGCAUCUUUUGCAGUAAGCGAGUGAGGACUGGGCUCCCUCACGUCCUCUGCCGAUGUGCCACCUUUGAAGGCUGGUGGCAGCAGUUGGCUACACUUCGGCGUCAAGAAGAUCGGGAGUUAGUUUCCGAAGAAGCUAAGGCGAUUCUGGCUUGCCCGCCUUCUUCCAGCCUGUUCGUCUUGGUUCUAAGGUUUGCCAAGGAUAUCGACGUCCGAGCCCGCUUGUUCUGGAAUGGUGAUGGACCAUAA
Molecule: messenger RNA, 3558 nt
Organism: Symbiodinium necroappetens
Lineage: Eukaryota; Dinophyceae; Suessiales; Symbiodiniaceae
Source: the annotation of a GenBank genome assembly